CCCAAUAUAUCCCGCGAGUCGCGCGCCGAUCGUCGCUUUUGCGCUGGCGCCUCCGACGGUCGAUCGUGCGUUUAGGAAAUGUAAUACUAAAUUUUGUAUAUACGACAUAACUUUGUUAUUCCGUGCGCUUCUUACAUAACAAAAAUUACUUCAAUAGAUUACCUACUAGGUUUUACGGUCGACGGCGUAGGCUGUGCGCUACUAGGUAAAUAUUGAGUUUCGCCUGUGUGAUAAUUUGCUGUCGAAUACCACGAACAUUGUCGAUGUAGUUUUAGUUUGGAGCGUUAUGCAUAUAGUUCUAGCCCUGUUAUUAGGGCCAACGAGAUCAAAAUCUCUAGGUACUUAAAUGUGGAAUAUUAUAAUUAUUCAUUUGUGCCGUUUUGUAAAUUUUGUAAUUAUUUGGGAUGUAUGAUCGAAACCGGUGGCAAGUGUGUGGCAAAUACUUAGUGAAUGAGUAAGUGCAUAACAUCGGCAUGUCCCGGCACGAGCUGCGCGCGCGCAGCGACUACACCAUGCCGCCGCCACCGCCCAGCAAGUGCGCUAAAGUGCUGUACUACACGUGGAAGCUGUGCUCGGUGGUAUUUUCGCACUUCGUAAUGAUCAGCCUCGUGGUAGCGUACUGCAUUCUCGGCGCCGUUACGUUUGAGAAGCUCGAAGCCGCCUACGAAAGAGAGGUGAAGAUGAACGUAUCGAUGCUGCGCGCGAACACAACCGACAGCAUCUGGCGCAUGACAAAUCACACGCUGGUGCUCGAGCACGUCAACUGGACGCGCGACGUCGCCACCAUGCUCAAGGACUUUGAGAACUCGAUCCUGUACGAGAUGAAGGUUCGCGGAUGGGACGGCAAUGAGGCUCCCAACCAGAUCCAAUGGACCUUCACCGGUGCGCUCUUCUACUCCAUCAUCGUUAUCACCACCAUCGGUUACGGACACAUCGCACCGAAGACGCAGGCCGGCAAAGUGGUGACAAUCUUCUACGCCAUCGUGGGCAUCCCACUCAUGCUGCUCUGCCUCUCCAACAUCGGAGACGUGAUGGCUUCUUCCUUCAGAUUCCUGUAUUGGCGCGUGUGCUGCUACGUGUGCACGCGCCCGCCGAAGCGCCGCCACCGCCGACAUCACUCCACCAGGCGGUCAGUGCGGGGUGGCAGCGGGCGCGGCUCCACGCGAAGGCGCCGCCUUCCGCUCUCCGCACCUCAAACUCUCGAGCGCGCGCACUCUGACACUGACUGCAGAUACCGCGACAGCGGCUACAGCAGCGCGCGAGCUCUUCGGCCGCGUCCGCCGGCGCCGGCCGCGGCACAGCGCGCGCCGCGCACGCGCUCGCAGCCGCCGGCGUUCAGCAAGUACCAGUCAGAUCCGAAGGAGUUCCACAGAGAGAGAUCCCCAGCGCGAUUCGACAAACUCCCUCCCGACGAUUAUGAAGACGAUGAACAUAACUUUCCAAAAAUAUCUCUCCCACUUCAAGACCUCGCGGCAGCUCUAAAAGAUUUAGAAGAUCAUCAAACGAAGACACCCAGGCAGGAGUUGCGUAGCAAGUCUUUCCCACAUGUGGACAAACCGCGGGGUGAGCACGGCGCAAGCGCCGCCGCGGGUACGCGGCGGUGCUACGAUGAGAGACGGUACUAUGAGGACGACGAGAACAUGCUCGAGAUGCACGACCUGCAAGACGUCGAUUAUGAAAACUACCGAGAGAGGAAGGCGAGAGAGAUAGAAGAACGAGAGAGGGAGAGACGCCGUGAAGAGCGAGACGAUUUCGGCAGUCGGAGAGACCGAGACUACGACCCUGAGGAUGAUGAUUAUGAAUUCAAUGGACCGAGGGCUAGGAGAGGGUGGCCCGAUCGCGAUAAGAGGAACCGGUGUCGGUCGGAGUAUUACGAGCGCGAUCACGACGAUUUCCUGUGGGAACGCAGAGGGCGGCGAGCGCGCAGCGCAGCCUGCGACUUUGAACGGCGCUUGGACAUGGAAAGGGACGACAUCCGGCACGGCGACGUCGAGACUGGCCGGCGGCGGCUGCGCCGCCUGCGCACGGUCGAUGACACCACGAGACCUUAUCGAUAUACUCCAUCGCCAGACAGAGACGACUGGAGCGACGUAGUGGCAGUCGUCCCUCGGAGAAGCAGACCUCCAGCUUGGGGACUGCGACAUAAUGAAGCUUAUCCUAUUCAGCAAGAAUCACUUACCAAGGAGGAGGUACACAAUUUCAUGCUGAAGCCGGUGCCGAUCUGGCUGUGCGUGUGCCUGGUGGCAUCGUACAUCGUGGCGGGCACGUUUCUCUUCAAGAGCUGGGAGCAGUGGGCGUACCUCGAUGCCGCUUAUUUCUGCUUUAUUACGCUCACCACCAUCGGCUUCGGAGACUUCGUACCUGCGCAGGGGCAGCGCGCUGGCAAUCCGGCAGACGCUGUUCAUUCGAUCGCAUUGUGCUCGCUGUACCUGCUGUUCGGCAUCGCACUGCUGGCGAUGUCCUUCAACCUGGUACAAGAAGAGGUGCGCGCGAACGUGGCCGCGCUCGCUACGCGGCUCGGCAUCAUAAAGCCCAAAAAUGUCGACGAUUCCGACAGUGAAUAUUAAGGUUUUAAUGUUUCUGCAAGUAAUAAAAGGUAUUUAACAUGAAACAGGAGUUUGUUGCAACUAGUUCACUACUUUCCUUCUACCCCAUAGAAAAUAAUAAUAUCUACUACAACCAUAUCGAAGGUGAUAAACU
Messenger RNA from Hyposmocoma kahamanoa, 2700 nucleotides. RefSeq lists its product as uncharacterized. Gene Ontology annotation, cellular component: membrane. Bases 474 to 2567 code for a protein of 697 amino acids. Gene Ontology annotation, biological process: potassium ion transmembrane transport; stabilization of membrane potential. Gene Ontology annotation, molecular function: potassium ion leak channel activity. The transcript is spliced from 15 exons. Lineage: Eukaryota; Metazoa; Arthropoda; Insecta; Lepidoptera; Cosmopterigidae. The record is from RefSeq and is a predicted model, not a curated record.